Messenger RNA from Poecilia latipinna (sailfin molly), 885 nucleotides. RefSeq names its product plexin A3-like. The transcript is spliced from 8 exons. Gene Ontology annotation, cellular component: plasma membrane; semaphorin receptor complex. The coding region runs from base 47 to 868 and encodes 273 amino acids. The record is from RefSeq and is a predicted model, not a curated record. NCBI's taxonomy places the organism in Eukaryota, Metazoa, Chordata, Actinopteri, Cyprinodontiformes, Poeciliidae. Gene Ontology annotation, molecular function: protein binding; semaphorin receptor activity. Gene Ontology annotation, biological process: semaphorin-plexin signaling pathway; regulation of cell migration.
GUCACCAUGACUCCUCCUGACAUCUAAUCCUGGUUUCUCCAUCUUCAUGUCUCCACAGCCAAAGCAGAUCGGGGAUGAUUUCUGCGGCCUGGUGCUGAACCAGCCGCUGGGAGGCCUGAGGGUGAUCGAGGGACAGCCGCUGUACGAGGACCGGACCGAGGGCAUGGGCGCUGUGGCCGCCUACACCUACGGAAACGACACUGUGGUGUUUGUGGGAACCCGAAGCGGACAGCUGAAGAAGAUCCGAGUGGACGGCGUGCCGCCGCCAGCCCAGAAUGCCUUGCUGUAUGAGACGGUGGCGGUGGCGGAGGGCCAGCCCAUCCUGAGGGACAUGGUGUUCAGUCCAGACCACCGCAGCAUCUACCUGCUGAGCCACCGACAGGUGACCAGGCUGCCGGUGGAGAGCUGCCAGCAGUACAACAGCUGCUCUGACUGUCUGGGAUCAGGAGACCCGCACUGCGGCUGGUGCGUCCUCUUCAACAAGUGUUCCAGGAAGGAGUCAUGUGACCGGUGGGAGGAGCCUCAGCACUUCAACACCCGUCUGGACCAAUGCGUGUUCAUCUCGGUUUCUCCUAGCAACAUGUCCGUCACCUCUCCUCCCACUCAGCUGACCAUCAGGGUGCAGAACGUCCCGGAGCUUUCGGGCGGGGUCACCUGUGUGUUCGAAGACCUGACGGAAACACCUGGACAGGUGCAGACAGAAGGUCAGGUGGUGUGCAUGUCGCCGUCGCUCGAGGAGCUACCAGCACAAGCUCCUCCCUACGGGGAGAAGCGUGCGGUCCAGCUCAGCCUCCGCUCUACAGAGACGGGUCUCCGGUUCAUCUCCACCAGCGUGGUUUACUACAACUGCUCCGUCCUUGGCUCGUGAACCUCCUGUGUCAGUGA